Eremothecium sinecaudum is the source of this 270-nucleotide messenger RNA. RefSeq lists its product as uncharacterized. The record is from RefSeq and is a predicted model, not a curated record. The coding region runs from base 1 to 270 and encodes 89 amino acids. The transcript has a single exon. NCBI's taxonomy places the organism in Eukaryota, Fungi, Ascomycota, Saccharomycetes, Saccharomycetales, Saccharomycetaceae.
AUGUGUCUGUUCAUAGGAGAACAAAAUCAGCAUAAAACCUUGGAGCUCAAAGAUGAAACUGCGGUAAAUCCAAAUAAACAACAACUCGCUAAUGAGCAAGCAAAAACCGCAUACACAUGUUCCAAUGGCUGUUACUCUGAUGAUGAUGAUGAUGAUGAUGAUGAUGGCGAUGAUUUAAUUGUGGAUUUCAACACAGGUUCACUGCAGGCAGUAUCUGUUAGGAAUUGGUCAUUAAUGAUGAACAUCACUCAAGGGCUCUCAGAGUUGUAA